This is a messenger RNA of Exophiala xenobiotica, 1350 nucleotides long. RefSeq lists its product as uncharacterized. The transcript has 6 exons. NCBI's taxonomy places the organism in Eukaryota, Fungi, Ascomycota, Eurotiomycetes, Chaetothyriales, Herpotrichiellaceae. The coding region runs from base 1 to 1350 and encodes 449 amino acids. The record is from RefSeq and is a predicted model, not a curated record. Gene Ontology annotation, molecular function: monooxygenase activity; FAD binding.
AUGGGCUCAAUCUCAUGUGACUGGAGAAGACUCAAUGUCGGCGUGAUAGGUGGUGGCAUUGGCGGCAUGUCUGCUGCCAUCGCGCUCCGCCGGGCUGGCCACGAUGUAGCGAUAUACGAGAAACACGACUUUGCCGGCGAGGUCGGCGCUUCAGUAUCCUGCGCUGCCAACGGCACCCGGUGGCUGCACGAAUGGGACGUCGACGUCGCCAAGGGAGACCCUGUUGUGCUCAAGAAGCUCAUCAACCGUGACUGGAAGACUGGCGAACCUGUCAGUGUGUACGACCUGGACGACUACGAGGAACGAUGGGGUUAUGUAUACAAUAUGUUCCACAGACAGUACAUGCAUGCGAUGUUGAAAGACACAGCACUGCAACAGAACGGCGAGGGCACACCGGCAAAGCUUAUGGUUAAUCAUGCGUGUCAAGACAUUGACUUAGAGAGCGGCACAAUUACCUUUAAGAACGGCGAAAUAGCACGGCACGACUUGAUCAUCGGCGCUGACGGGAUUGGAUCUGUGGUCCGCGCAAUCAUAGGCAUCCAGCCGAACAAGACGCCAUCAGAGCAGAGUUGUUUACAUGCGAAUGUUUCGACCGAACACGCAGUGAAACUGGGACUUGUCGACUAUUCCCAACACAAUGCUCUGGAAUACUGGGGUGGUCAAGAGGGCAAGUGGGAUAAGAUUGUGCUCUCCCCUUGUAACGGCGGGAAACUGUUGUCAUAUUACUGCUUCUUCUCCCGAGACAAGGGCGACUACAGCAGCCAUACGUGGGGUGGUGAGGAUCUACCCGUGGAACAACUGUUGGAGCCGUAUCCAGAGUUGGAUUCACAGGUGCUGAACCAUCUCAAGAUCGGAGAGGAGAUACGUCCAUGGCGGUUAUGGGUGCACAAGCCUUAUCCCUAUAUUCACAAGAGUAUCGUCUGCCUCUUAGGAGACGCUGGACAUCCGAUGAUGCCUCAUCAAUCUCAGGGCGCUUGCAUGGCGAUCGAAGACGCCGCAGCCCUAGGAAUUCUCUUCAACAAGCGGUAUUUCAGGGGCGACAUUGACGAGGCGCUUGCUGUUUACGACCAAAUCCGACUGCCACGAGCGACGAGGGUACAGGCAGCUGCCGCGAAGGCUGCUUAUAACAUCAAUGAACGCAUCGGCUUCUCCAACAACAAGAACAUUGCAACGUAUAAAGUCGAGGACGAAAAGAAGAAGUUGACGAUAGAGGAGAUGAACGCGUAUGAUAUGUACCGAGACAUCGAGCAGAAAUUGGCUGCGAGAAGAGGCGAGACCUACAAGGAUAAGUGGCUUGACGGUUUGCCAAUAGGACUGGAGCUGCCGAAUGGGCUCGUCGUGGGAUCUUGA